AUGCCUCUCUUCAUUCUCGCCGAGACCAGUGCCGGCUACGGUCUGUUCAAGGCCAAGGACAAGAAGCUCCUCGAACGAGAUGGCCUUGCUUCAAGGUUGGACACUGCCGAGAAGAUCAACGAAGAGCUCAAGCUCAAAGAAUUUGCGAAAUGGGACAGUGCCGCAGCAGCUCUCGCCGAAAUCAGCGGCAUUCUUGAGGGCAAGGUGCCGCCUCUGCUAGCGGGCCUGAUGGAGAAGAUCAAGGACGAGAAGAAGGCAUCAUUGGCUGUCGCCGACAAGACUCUGGGCUCUGCUCUGCAGAAACUGCCUGGCUUCAACAUUACCGCUGUUGCCGCCGCUCCUGGCUCUGAGGCUGGCGAGCUCUACCGUGGAAUCCGUGCUCAUCUCGCCGAGCUCAUCCCUGGUAUCCUGCCCGAGGGUUUCAAGACCAUGUCCCUCGGUCUCUCCCACUCUCUCUCCCGACACAAGCUCAAGUUCUCAGCCGACAAGGUCGAUGUGAUGAUCAUUCAGGCGAUUUCUCUGCUAGAUGACCUCGACAAGGAACUCAACACCUACGCAAUGAGGGUCAAGGAGUGGUAUGGCUGGCACUUCCCAGAGCUGGGCAAGAUCCUGAACGACAACCUCGCCUACGCCAGGGUCAUCCUCGCCGUUGGCAUGCGUGAGAAGAUCUCCGAGACGGAUCUGUCGGACAUUCUGCCCGAGGAGAUCGAGACCGCCGUCAAGGCUGCGGCAGAGGUCAGCAUGGGUACCGAGAUCACUGAGGAGGACCUCGAGAACAUCACCCUGCUUGCUGAGCAGGUCGUCGCCUACACUGAGUACCGAGCACAGUUGUCAAGCUAUCUGGAUGCGCGUAUGAAGGCCAUUGCACCCAACCUGACCGAGCUUGUCGGCUAUCUGGUUGGUGCUCGUCUCAUCGCACACACUGGCUCUCUUAUGAACCUGGCCAAGAGCCCUGGUUCCACCAUCCAAAUUCUUGGUGCCGAGAAGGCUCUCUUCCGCGCACUCAAGACCAAGCACGCUACUCCCAAGUAUGGUCUCAUCUACCACUCGUCUCUUGUCGGACAAGCCACUGGCAAGAACAAGGGCAAGAUUGCUCGUCAGUUGUCGGCCAAGGCUGCUCUCGGUAUCCGCGUCGACGCGCUUGAGGACUACGGCGAUCGGGAGGAUGUUGAUGAUGAGGAGCGGUCUGCAUUGGGCCUGGCCUCGCGGAUAAAGCUUGAGAACAACCUCCGACGACUUGAGGGCAAGCCCCUGCUGCCGAAGGGUGUUGCUGUUGCACCCAACGGUCAAGCCACCGCCGCGCCAAACAAGUGGGACGUCAAGGAGGCGAGCAAGUACAACAUCGACGCUGAUGGUCUGGGUGGCGACGAGCCUGCUGCCACUGACAAGGCCAAGUCGAAGAAGGACAAGAAGUCGAAGAAGGAGAAGAAGAAGGCUGCAGACUCUGACGAUGAGAUGGAGAAUGGUGCUGAGGAUGAGGAUGAGGACGUCUCGAUGCAAAACGGAACGAGUGGCAAACUAACUGAGGCCGAUUAUGAACGCCUGGCAAACCUUGCCGGUAUCUCGGUUUCCAAGUUCAAGAGGAAGUACGAGCGUGGCGACGUCGAGCUGGACGCUGCUGGCAACCCCGUCGUGCACAGCAAGAAGGAGAUCAAGAAGAUGCGCAAGGCCGAGGAGGACAAGAGCUCAAGCAGCAAGCGCAAGCGCGACGAGGACAGCGAGAAGCCCAAGAAGAAGAAGAAGAAGACCGACGCAUGA
Thyridium curvatum is the source of this 1758-nucleotide messenger RNA. RefSeq lists its product as uncharacterized. NCBI's taxonomy places the organism in Eukaryota, Fungi, Ascomycota, Sordariomycetes, Thyridiales, Thyridiaceae. The record is from RefSeq and is a predicted model, not a curated record. Gene Ontology annotation, cellular component: small-subunit processome; box C/D methylation guide snoRNP complex. Gene Ontology annotation, molecular function: snoRNA binding. The transcript is spliced from 4 exons. The coding region runs from base 1 to 1758 and encodes 585 amino acids.